Messenger RNA from Physella acuta, 1716 nucleotides. RefSeq lists its product as uncharacterized. The record is from RefSeq and is a predicted model, not a curated record. NCBI's taxonomy places the organism in Eukaryota, Metazoa, Mollusca, Gastropoda, Physidae.
UCUUCGUCAUUGUAUUUGUGACGUGUUGAAUUGCUGGUACAGGCCCCACAAGCAAGGGGUCAAACACUGAACCUCGAGCAUUAUGAGUCUGUACUUAAUGGUUCUAUUGCUACUUCUUCCUGCAAUCCAGUGUCGAAAUGAUUCUUUUAGAGCUAUAAUACUUGGCUUUGAGCGAGAUUGCAUACAUUCGUAUUGUAACUACACGGGGCGGUUGUACGGUUAUUUUUGGCACCCUUUCAAGCAAUACCCGCACGAUUAUCAUUGUGGCAUUCUUUUAGUUGAAUACUGCCGUAGCAAGAAUGUUAAAGAUUGUGGUGGAGAUGGAUAUUUCUCUGAAUGGGACUAUCAAUGCGUGAUGUGGAGUGUGUGUAACCCUAAAGAAAUUUGUGGACCCGAUAUUCGCGAUGAGUGUAAUUGCCUCAAAGGGAAUCCAUACUACUUUUCAAUUCGUCCAGUCAAUUUUGACUAUGCAAAACACUAUCGUUUGGUAUUUAAUCUCGGUGUAUCAAUUAGCAACACCUUUGAUAUUACUAAAUAUCCAGAUGACUGGGAUCGUGAUGUUCCUCGUGAAACAAGCUUGGAAUCAAAGGGUGGAAAACGUCGCCUAAAGCCCGAAUCAAUCCUUAUUUAUCUGGGAGCUGUGUUUGCCGUAGGUCUUGCCAACAUCAGACUGUAGCCAGACACUGAGAGGAACAGCCCAAACAGCAAUGUUUGACACAAGAUCAUGUUUAAAUUCUGUGUUUUAAGUUUAGCUUCAUUUGGUCUAAUUGCAAUGUUUGACACAAGAUUCUGUUUAAAAUCUGUGUUUUAAGUUUAGCUUCAUUUGGUCAAAUUGCAAUGUUUGACACAAGAUUCUGUUUAAAAUAUGUGUUUUAAGUUUAGCUUCAUUUGGUCUAAUUGCAAUGUUUGACACAAGAUUCUGUUUAAAAUCUGUGUUUUAAGUUUAGCUUCAUUUGAUCAAAUUGCAAUGUUUGACACAAGAUCCUGUUUAAAAUCUGUGUUUUAAGUUUAGCUUGAUUCGUUCAAAUUGCAAUGUUUGACACAAGGUUCUGUUUAAAAUCUGUGUUUUAAGUUUAGCUUCAUUUGGUCAAAUUGCAAUGUUUGACACAAGGUUCUGUUUAAAAUCUGUGUUUUAAGUUUAGCUUGAUUUGGUCAAAUUGCAAUGUUUGACACAAGGUUCUGUUUAAAAUCUGUGUUUUAAGUUUAGCUUCAUUUGGUCAAAUUGCAAUGUUUGACACAAGAUUCUGUUUAAAAUCUGUGUUUUAAGUUUAGCUUCAUUUGGUCAAAUUGCAAUGUUUGACACAAGAUUCUGUUUGAAAUCUGUGUUUUAAGUUUAGCUUGAUUCGGUCAAAUUGCAAUGUUUGACUCAAGGUUCUGUUUAAAAUCUGUGUUUUAAGUUUAGCUUCAUUUGGUCAAAUUGCAAUGUUUGACACAAGAUUCUGUUUAAAAUCUGUGUUUUAAGUUUAGCUUCAUUUGGUCAAAUUGCAAUGUUUGACACAAGAUCCUGUAUAGAAUUUUUUUUUUUAAAGUUUAGCUUGAUUCGGUCAAAUUGCAAUGUUUGACACAAGAUCCUGUAUAGAAUUAUUUUUUUUUAAGUUUAGCUUGAUUCGGUCAAAUUGUAAUGUUUGACACAAGAUCCUGUAUAGAAUUUUUUUUUGUUUAGCUUGACUUGGUCAAAUUGUAAUGUUUGACACGAUCCUGUAUAGAUUUUUUUUU